Messenger RNA from Pangasianodon hypophthalmus (striped catfish), 927 nucleotides. Its product is annotated as putative proline-rich protein 21. The record is from RefSeq and is a predicted model, not a curated record. The coding region runs from base 1 to 927 and encodes 308 amino acids. The transcript has a single exon. NCBI's taxonomy places the organism in Eukaryota, Metazoa, Chordata, Actinopteri, Siluriformes, Pangasiidae.
AUGCAGAGUGUAAUUCCUACAGAGUUUAUGCAGCACGUGAGUGGAAAGAAGAAAAAACAAACAGAGACAAAGCGUCAGACAAAGGUGUCUAAACAGCCACACCCUCACAGCCACGCCCCCACAGCCACGCCCCCACAGCAACGCCAACACAGCCACACCCACACAGCCGCGCCAACACAGCCACGCCCCCACAGCCGCGCCCCCACAGCCGCGCCAACACAGCCACGCCCUCACAGCCACGCCCCCACAGCCGCGCCCCCACAGCCGCGCCAACACAGCCGCGCCCCCACAGCCGCGCCCCCACAGCCGCGCCAACACAGCCGCGCCCCCACAGCCGCGCCCUCACAGCCGCGCCAACACAGCAACGCCAACACAGCCACGCCAACACAGCCACACCCCCACAGCCACGCCAACACAGCCACACCUCUCACAGCCACACCUCUCACAGCCACGCCCCCACAGCCACGCCUCUCACAGCCACACCCUCACAGCCACACCCACACAGCCACGCCUUCACAGCCACGCCCAUAUAGCCAUGCCCACACAGCCACGCCUCUCACAGCCACUCCCUCACAGCCACGCCAACACAGCCACACCCACACAGCCACGCCCACACAGCCACACCCACACAGUCACACCCUCACAGCCACACCCACACAGUCACACCCUCACAGUCACGCCCUCACAGCCACACCCACACAGCCACGCCCACAUAGCCACGCCCUCACAGCCACGCCCACACAGCCACGCCCACACAGCCACGCCCUCACAGCCACGCCCACACAGCCACACCCACACAGCCACGCCCACAUAGCCACGCCCUCACAGCCACACCCACACAGCCAUGCCUUCACAGCCACGCCCUCACUGCCACACCUCUCACAGCCACGCCCACACAGCCACACCCACACAGCCACGCCCACAUAG